Messenger RNA from Drosophila serrata, 3090 nucleotides. It is a transcript of the gene eIF3c, whose product is annotated as eukaryotic translation initiation factor 3 subunit c. Gene Ontology annotation, cellular component: eukaryotic translation initiation factor 3 complex. The record is from RefSeq and is a predicted model, not a curated record. NCBI's taxonomy places the organism in Eukaryota, Metazoa, Arthropoda, Insecta, Diptera, Drosophilidae. Gene Ontology annotation, biological process: translational initiation. Gene Ontology annotation, molecular function: translation initiation factor binding; RNA binding; translation initiation factor activity.
GGUGCCAUCGAUAUUUUACAACGUCUGGUCACUCUUUUUGAUGUCUUGUGCAUUCGACAGCGUUUAGUUUUGCUGUAAAAAUAGUGCAGACAAACGGCCGCGUGGAAAGUCAACCAACAUGUCGCGCUUUUUUGCCAACGGGUCCGACUCGGAGUCCGAGUCCAGUGAGGAGGAGGUUCAGGCGACGAACUUCAACAAAGCCAGCGCCUUCCAAUUCAGCGACGAUGAGGAGGAGGUCAAGCGCGUGGUGCGCUCCACCAAGGAGAAGCGCUACGAGAACCUCACCAGCAUCAUCAAGACCAUCCGCAACCAUAAGAAGAUAAAGGAUAUCCCGAACACGCUGACCAGCUUCGAGGACCUGACGCGCGCGUAUCAAAAGGCGCUGCCCGUCAUCUCGAAGGAGGAGAACGGCAUCACGCCGCGCUUUUAUAUCCGCUGCCUCGCCGAGCUGGAGGACUUCAUUAACGAGGUGUGGGAGGACCGCGAGGGCAGGAAGAACCUGUCCAAGAACAACUCCAAGUCGCUGGGUACGCUGCGUCAGAAGGUACGCAAGUAUAUCAAGGAUUUUGAGGACGAUUUGUCGCGUUUCCGCGAGGCACCCGACCAGGAAAGCGAGGCGGAGGACGAGGUGGCUGCCCUGGACAGCGACGGCGGUGAUGCCGGCGACGACAGCGAUGUGGGAGUUAAACGCGAGGCUACCGAAGCCGUACCCAAGGCGGCCAAAUCGGCGCCAGUCAAGGCGGCGCCCGCCGACGAUGAUGAUUCCGAUGAUUCCAUUGACUGGGACUCGGAUUCAGAGAGCGAAACGGAGUCGUCGGACGAUGAGAAUCAGUACCAGAACAUGCGUGAGCGCUUCCUUAAGCGCACCACCGAGAAGGAGGACAAGGACGACGACAAGAGGAAAGAUAAGCGCAAGGAGCAGAAGGUCAAGAUCCGCAAGCGUGCUGAGGACGAUGAGGACGGCGAGUGGGAAACCGUUGUCAAGGGCCAUGUUGUGGAGAAGCCCAAGAUGUUCGAGAAGGACGCCGAGAUCGAUGUGCCAUUGGUGCUGGCCAAACUGCUGGAGAUCAUGUCGGCACGCGGCAAGAAGCGGACCGACCGCCGCCUGCAGAUCGAUCUGCUGUUCGAACUGAGAGACAUCUCCGACCAGCACAACCUGGGCACCGCCGUCUCCGUAAAGAUCCACUUCAACAUCAUCUCGGCCAUCUUCGACUACAACCAGAAGAUCUCCGAGCCCAUGAAGCUGGAGCACUGGGCCCUGCUGUUGGAGGUGAUGCAGAGCAUGAUGAAGCUGCUUCUGGCCAAUCCGGACAUCAAUAUGAGUGAAAGCGUUGCCGAGGAACACGAGGAGUACUCCGCGGCGCCCUAUUUCGUCCGUGGCUGCCCCCUGGCCGCCGUGGAGCGGCUCGACGAUGAGUUCACCAAGCUGCUGAAGGAGUGCGAUCCCCACUCUAACGACUAUGUGUCCCGACUGAAGGACGAGGUGAACGUUGUGAAAACCAUCGAGCUGGUGCUGCAGUACUUCGAGCGCUCCGGCACCAACAACGAGCGCUGCCGCAUCUAUCUGCGCAAGAUCGAGCAUCUCUACUACAAGUUCGAUCCGGAGGUGCUGAAGAAGAAGCGCGGCGAGGUGCCGGCCACGACUCCCACCUCUGUGGAGGUGAUGGACAAGCUGUGCAAGUUCAUCUACGCCAAGGACGACACGGAUCGUAUAAGGACGCGGGCCAUUCUGGCGCACAUCUACCACCAUGCCAUGCACGACAACUGGUUCCAGGCGCGCGACCUCGUGCUGAUGUCGCACCUGCAGGACAACAUUGAUGCCGCCGAUCCUGCCACCCGCAUCCUGUACAAUCGGAUGAUGGCCAACCUCGGUCUCUGCGCCUUCCGGCAGGAGAACGUGAAGGACGCGCACCACUGUCUCGUCGAUCUAAUGGUCACCGGAAAGCCCAAGGAGCUGCUCGCCCAGGGACUGCUGCCCCAGCGCCAGCAUGAACGGUCCGCCGAGCAGGAGAAGAUCGAAAAGCAGCGUCAGAUGCCAUUCCACAUGCACAUCAACCUAGAGCUGCUCGAGUGCGUCUACCUGGUGUCCGCCAUGCUGCUAGAGAUUCCCUACAUUGCCGCCCACGAGUUCGACGCCCGCCGCCGCAUGAUCAGCAAGACGUUCUACCAGCAACUGCGGUCCUCUGAGCGCCAGUCCCUGGUGGGUCCACCGGAAUCGAUGCGUGAGCAUGUGGUGGCCGCCGCCAAGGCAAUGCGCUGCGGCAACUGGCAGGCUUGCGCCAACUUCAUUGUCAACAAGAAGAUGAAUACCAAGGUCUGGGACCUAUUCUACGAAUCGGACCGAGUGCGUGAGAUGUUGACCAAGUUCAUCAAGGAGGAGUCGCUGCGCACGUACCUCUUCACCUACUCGAACGUCUACACCUCGAUCAGCAUACCCUCGCUGGCCCAGAUGUACGAGCUGCCCGUGCAGAAGGUGCACUCGAUAAUCAGCAAGAUGAUCAUCAACGAGGAGCUGAUGGCCAGCCUGGACGAUCCCAGCGAAACGGUGGUGAUGCAUCGCUCCGAGCCGUCGCGCCUCCAGGCCCUGGCCAUGCAGUUCGUGGACAAGGUCACAAAUCUGGUGGAUGUCAACGAGAAGGUGUUCGACAUGAAGCAGGGCAACUUCUUCCAGCGCGGCAACAUGGGCAACCGAGGUGAUCGUGGCUACAACCGCAACCAGAACAACCAGGGCGGCAACUGGGCCGGCCAGCGACGGGGGUCGGGCAAUCGCAACCGCAACCAGCAGCGUGGCCAUCACAAGAACCAACAGCAGCAGCACCAACAGCAACAAGUCCAGACCAUCGACGAGGAGUAGACGUUAGAGCGUGCUGAGCCUCCCUCCUUCCCACAUAGGCCUACUCUUCCUCGUCUCCACUUAAAAACAGAACAAAUUUGUAGCUCUCGGACUAUAUUAAAAUGGAAUGGCCAUGGACAACUGUUGGGGCUAAGUGCAGUCAGACCUCCGGUUCGGUUGCACGACUGGAUCGGAGGUCUGGUUUCCACCAUCGUCCGCUGACCGUUGCCUGUUGCUGUAGCCGCGUCCCAAGUAUA